AUGACAUUCUCACAUAAUUUGAAUUCAUUUAGCUCUAAUUCGUUCAUUAACGAGUUUAUAGAUCAACCACCUUUUAAAAGUUUCAAAGAUUUGUUAAAGGUAUCUCCAUAUUUUUUGCUCAACGGAGAACAAAUCAGGCCUCUUCAAGAACCACAUGAGUUUUACGAAGAACUUAAGGCUCAAAUUCGUGCUGCUAAAUUUCGAAUCGUUUUGGCGGCGUUGUACAUCGGCCACAGUGAGAAGGAAUUGGUUGAUACAUUAAAAAUAGCUGUAAAACAAUCCAAGCAAUUGAAAGUUCAUAUCUUACUUGAUUGUAUGCGAGCUACGCGUAUUGGUCAAACAUCUUUAGAUAAAAGUCCUGCAUGUCUUCUCUUACCACUUGUAAAAGAGUUUCCGGAUCAAGUGACGGUAUCUUUAUAUCACACUCCCGAUCUGACAGGAAUUUUGAAACAAUUCCUUCCUCCUAGAUUUAAUGAAGGAAUUGGAUUGAUGCAUAUUAAAUCUUUUAUCUUUGAUCACAAUCUCAUGCUAAGUGGUGCCAAUUUGAACCAUGAUUAUUUUAUCAAUAGGCAGGAUAGAUACAUGUUAUUUGAAAGAACAUUAUCUCUGACAAGCUAUUUUGCGGAUCUUGUAGAGACAAUUGCAUCUUUUUCAUACACUUUGAAACCAACUAAACUCAUAGAUGAAGAUUCCUAUAAGUUAGUUUUAACAAAUCAACCAGAUCCUGUAACGCAAAGCACUUUAUUUAGGAAAAGUUCUUCUCUCAUCAUGAAAAAUUUUAUCAAGAAAUGGAUGAGACGUUGUAUCGAACAAAUAAACAAUACCAAUUCUUUACAGAAGUUUGACACGGUUAUCUUUCCAGUUAUACAGAUGUGUCCUUUAUCUAUUAGACAAGAUGAACUUGCAACAUUAACCGUUUUGGAUGCAAUUUCAAGGCAAGGAAUCAAGAAUAAUGUUAGUGAAGAUAUGUUUUGGAAAGUAUUUUUUACGUCUGGAUAUUUUAAUUUUACUCAAAAAUAUAAAGAGAAAAUUUUAAAUGCUAUGGCAAAAUUUCAGUUAUUAUCUGCUUCACCAGAGGCAAAUGGAUUUUUUUCCUCUAAAGGCAUUUCAAAGCAUCUUCCACAAGCUUAUACGUUGAUAGAAAAGCAAUUCUUUUCGGACAUAUGUCGUCACGGAAAAGAACAUCUAAUUAAAAUUCAAGAAUAUAAAAGACCAGGAUGGACUUUUCAUGCCAAGGGUUUAUGGUGUUAUAUUCAUGGAGAAUCGUGGCCAAGCUUAACUAUAAUUGGAUCUUCUAAUUAUGGAUAUCGAUCAACUGAAAGAGAUCUUGAAGCACAAGCAAUCUUGAUAACAAAUAAUAUACAAUUGAGGAAAAAAAUUCACGAGGAGUUGGAACAUAUAUCUGAAUAUACCGAAGAAGUAACAAAAGAGACCUUUCAGAAAAGUAAUAGGAAGGUUCCGUACCUUGUUAGGGUUGCAACUAGAUUAAUUAAAACAAUGUUAUAA
Molecule: messenger RNA, 1506 nt
Organism: Funneliformis mosseae
Lineage: Eukaryota; Fungi; Glomeromycota; Glomeromycetes; Glomerales; Glomeraceae
Source: the annotation of a GenBank genome assembly